AUGGGUAUCGUCGACAUGUUCAACGAGCUAAUCAGCUCGCUGCCUUUCACGGAGGCGCUGGCAGAAGCACCUCCCGCGGAGGAGACCGAGGCUGCUGCGGACGCAGAGGGCACGGAGGAAGAACCUGAGGAGGCUGAGGAAGAGGAGGGGGAGGAGGAGGAGGGGGAGGAGGAGGAGGAACCUCAGGAUAUGAAGCCUAAGUUUGAGGAAGAAUGCGCCAAUUCCUCCAAAUGCGCUCCCGCAAAACACCAUUUCGACGAGUGCGUUGAGCGAGUCACCCGAAACAGCGAAGACCCCGAUUUCAAAGGCCCCCACGAAGACUGCGUUGAGGAGUUCUUCCAUCUCCAACACUGCUCAACCCAAUGCGCUGCGCCUAAACUCUUCCGGGUCCUCAAAUAA
Paracoccidioides brasiliensis Pb18 is the source of this 399-nucleotide messenger RNA. RefSeq lists its product as uncharacterized. Gene Ontology annotation, biological process: mitochondrial electron transport, ubiquinol to cytochrome c. Bases 1 to 399 code for a protein of 132 amino acids. The record is from RefSeq and is a predicted model, not a curated record. The transcript has 3 exons.